Trichobilharzia szidati is the source of this 1311-nucleotide messenger RNA. The record is from the annotation of a GenBank genome assembly. Lineage: Eukaryota; Metazoa; Platyhelminthes; Trematoda; Strigeidida; Schistosomatidae.
AUAUUGGAUAUUGGAAGAUAAGUUGUGAAUAACUAACCGAUAAACGUAAAAGACAAUGUGUAAGCGAACGUUUAGGUAACGGCAAUCCAACAUCGCCGACUAGCAUGGACGAAAAUGACCGGCAGGUGUAUAGCUCUUCCAAUGACCUUGUCUACAGAUGGAGCAUAUGAUGACCUUGAGGGCGGUGGGGUAUUUCAAUCUGCACACUGGCUCAGUCGAAAUAACAUACGGGCAGUCCUGUUCUAUUAAUCAUUGACUAUGGUACGGUAGUAUUCACCAAAUCAUAUUUUGAUUCAGGACCAUUUCCUUGUUGGGAAAGCACUUUCGGCACGUUCUGAUAGCCAUUGUGGAACCAAGUUAGAGAAAUGUAAACGAAAGCGUUUGUUUGAACCAGUUUCAUCGCAUGAAUUGGAAAAUGCUUAUACCCAAUUUCUGUCAGGUUUGUCUCAAGAGUUUGCUCGUGCUCCAGCUCGUCUGUCCAGCGGUGUUAUUGACGGUGAUUUUAUUCGCCUUACCAAAAUAUGUGGAAAGUAUUUCCGUAUAAUGGGUUUCUCUUCUAAUGGGUCGUCCUAUCUUUAUCCAGAAGAAGCUUUACUUCUAGCGGAAAGUAACAAGAUUCAAAUAUACGAUGGUGAUUUACCGCUUAGCGUUCAACAACUUUACGAUCAACUCCUUAGUAGUGAAGCAUACUUACACUAUCUUGUUUACUCUCGGUUAUCACGAUUGAAUUUUAGCCUUCGAAAAAGAGUAAAGUGUAAUGCACUGACAGUUUAUCGUAACGUAAAAGACAGAUUGUUUAAAAUCCCUCAAACGAUAAACAUUCUCAGUACAACUCAACACCUCUGGGACACAGUUGUAAGCAAGACAAAGCCCGAAGACUUCCGAUCUCUUGUUGAUACAAAUGAAAUACAUUCAAUCGCUGACCUUAUGACUUGUCUACAGAAGAUUGUGCUACCGGAAAAUGCUGAUUCAAAUCAAUCAAAACGUGAUUUAAACCUACUCUAUGAUGUAUAUGGAAAUAAUCAUGCGGAGAAAGAACGGAUUGUAAAUUUCUCCAAACGUUUUCCCGCUCAUCCUGACUAUGUUUUGUCAGUCGUGUCUCCGCAACAAGUGUAUCCAAGUGUUGAAGCGCACAGUUUAAUUAAAGCCGGUCUAAUGCCUGAUACCCCUGUCAUUGUGUCCAUGGUGGAUGGAUGUGAUAUUUCUUUUUACAUGUCAAGUCAUUUUGAAAUCCCAAACCUUAAUUUUGUGCUAACUCAUUAACUUAACAGUGUCUGUAAAUAUGUUAUAAAUAAAUCAAUUUUAUUCACU